This is a messenger RNA of Pyricularia grisea, 1710 nucleotides long. RefSeq lists its product as uncharacterized. Gene Ontology annotation, cellular component: cytoplasm; nucleus. Bases 1 to 1374 code for a protein of 457 amino acids. Gene Ontology annotation, molecular function: tRNA-specific adenosine-34 deaminase activity. The transcript is spliced from 3 exons. Lineage: Eukaryota; Fungi; Ascomycota; Sordariomycetes; Magnaporthales; Pyriculariaceae. The record is from RefSeq and is a predicted model, not a curated record.
AUGCCUGGUAAACUCACAGUGGAGAAACAAGCCGCCGCCGCCGACGUGCCGCCGACUUCACUCUCUUCGGCCGUGGGGACGCCGAGCACCUUCACAAUGGAUGAUGUGGAUAUAUCCGACGUAAUUCGGACCAAGGACCAGCUAGUCCAGGAUCUUCUGCCGCCUAUAAUCGACCAUGGUGUCCUCAUACCCCUUAAAACCACUCUGGAGAUUCGAGACGACCAUGUAUACGGCCAGGCUCUCAUAACGCGCUCUCCCAUCAGGGCUACUAGCUCGGUGGUCAACAUGUUGCAUACUGUGCUACCGGAGGAUGUUGUUAAGGGCAUGCCUCACCUCCGUCGAUGCUCCAAGCCAUGCGACUUACCUGUACACCUCAAGUCGCAGUUCAUGAACGAGACGGUUCAGACACGACAAAUGCACACAGGGAAGGCUCCAUACGUUUACAUCAUGCUUGGUGUGGAGUCUCUUUUCGAUGUCGAGGAUAUAUUUGAUCGGCUUGCCAAGAUGGAGGGCAUGGAAGAAGAGGAAGUGUUCAUGGCUAGCAUCCCCGUCCCCCUACUUCCUCCGACAUCCCAGGUCCAAGCUGCUCUCUGGUGCAAUCAUUUCUGGCCUACAGUAUAUCGCAAGAAUAACCCUCUCGGUCCGCAUCCUAGCAUAGUAGCCAGGGCAACAGAUGAGGUUUCGUCAGAUGCCGCUGUAUGGAUGGCCCUCGCUCACAAGGUGGCAAGUAAAACAGCUGCCGCUGGUUUCGGCAUAGCCGUCGGUGCUUGCAUCAUCCAGCGCUUGGAAAACGGCGAGACCAAGCUUGUUGCCCUUGCGGGGGAUGCUAGGUGGUCGCACCAACCAGACGGACAGGAGACUGGCUGCUGUACUGGAAAUCCUAUGGCUCAUGCUGUACUCCGAGCCAUCAGCAUGGUGGCACGCAAGCUGGUACGUGCCGAGAAUCGACAGGGUCCCUCGCUUUCGAACGCACCGCUAUCUGUGGAUUUCGAUCCGUUCCAGGACGAGCCUAUGCUCGACGAGGAACGUAAAGUCUUCGAUGAUGAUCACCCAUCGCCCGAAGGUUACCUCUGCCAUGGCCUUGAGCUCUAUUUGACGCACGAGCCGUGUGUAAUGUGCUCCAUGUCGAUCCUGCACUCGCGCAUGGGCAAAGUCAUUCUUGCCCAGCGAAUGCCAUUGACGGGCGGAAUCUGUUCCGAGGAUCGCAUUUUAGAUGAGAACAUGUAUCCUGGGCUCACUGAUAGACUUGGCGGUGGUCAUGGCCUCGGUCUUUUUUGGCGCCGCGAACUCAACUGGAGCUUGCUGGGCUGGGAAUGGGAGCCGCCGUCUCCUGACCUGGAGCCAGAGACGCUAUCACCCGAAAUCCACGCUUGAGUAUAUUAUUGGUUUCACUGCUGGUCUACUACAACCGAUCAAACUCGCUCUCACUGGGUGGUUGCGCAACUAUAUUCUACUUGGUUCCAGCUCUUUUUACUCUCUUCGUUUGGAGGACACUGGUAGAGAGGGUUUAGGUAGUCCUCUUUUGAGUUUGUUUCUUAUCUUUUUUUUUUAUCUCUUUUUUAUCUCUUCUCUUUCAAGUCUUUUCUUAUUCUAUUCUUUCUCAAAUCUAGCAAAAGACAAAAAAAGGGACUGUAGCAUCGGAUAAACAUACCGAUGCAGAUCACGGUAAUGAUAUGGCAUCGAAUUUUUACGGAGUCAGGCGGCAUCGGG